GUGAAUGUCGGCAAGAGAGAACGUGUCCCUGCCGCACCGCACACAGAACAGACACAGUCUCGACACAUAGAAUAAUGAAGACCUAACGCACACAACGACGGGAAAUAUACCACAUGUUUUCAUUGCUGGACAUUCUGGUCCCUCCGCUCGCUGUGGUGGUUUGCAUCUUGCACUGAGGAACAUUCAUUCGAGAAAAGAAAACUCUAGGAAGAGGCGAAAUUAGAGUGGGCAGACUGGAAAAGAAACGUAUCUGUAGACGGAUUAUUUCUCGUAUGCUGCUGUCAUUCUGGAUGUAACUCGCGACUAUUCUAAUAGCCUACAAUUGGAGAGACCGAGUUCAAAGACUACAUGCAAAUAUGAUGUUAAGGCUGUGAAUAUCCUGCAUCUGAGAAAUCAGACCACUGAGGCUGCCAAAGCAUGCUGGUGCCAAGCUGUCCCAUGAUGCACAUAGCCAGACCCGUGCUGCUCGUCCUGGGUCUUCUCCUCCUCCUCGCCAACGCCGAAACACCACCAAAGUUUUUAAGAACCCCCAAUGACCAAACAGGCGUGCAAGGAGGGGUGGCGUCCUUCAUUUGCCAAGCGACGGGAGACCCACGCCCCAAGAUCGUUUGGAACAAGAAGGGGAAGAAAGUCAGCAACCAGAGAUUUGAGGUGAUUGAGUUCGAUGACGGCUCUGGCUCGGUGUUGAGAAUUCAGCCCUUGCGUACGCCCCGAGACGAAGCCAUAUACGAGUGCGUCGCCUCCAACACUGUUGGAGAGCUGAGUGCAACUACGAGACUCACUGUUUUACGUGAGGACCAACUGCCUGCUGGUUUCCCCACCAUUGACAUGGGCCCCCAGUUGAAAGUGGUAGAGCGAACUCGCACGGCCACCAUGCUCUGUGCCGCCAGCGGCAACCCUGACCCAGACAUCUCCUGGUUCAAAGAUUUCCUGCCCGUCAACACCACCAACAACAAUGGACGCAUCAAGCAGCUCAGAUCAGGGGCCCUCCAGAUUGAGCAGAGCGAAGAGUCCGACCAGGGGAAGUAUGAGUGCGUCGCCACUAACAACGAUGGAACCCGCUAUUCUGCCCCCGCCAAUCUAUAUGUUAGAGUGCGCCGGGUACCCCCGCGGUUCUCCAUCCCGCCCACGGACAACGAGAUCAUGCCUGGAGGCAGUGUCAACAUCACCUGUGUGGCGGUGGGCUCCCCUAUGCCCUACGUCAAAUGGAUGCUGGGUGCCGAAGACCUGACGCCCGAGGACGACAUGCCCAUUGGACGAAACGUUUUGGAGCUCACUGACGUCCGCCAGUCGAACAACUAUACCUGCGUGGCCAUGUCCACUCUGGGGGUCAUCGAGGCGGUAGCGCAGAUCACAGUGAAAGCAUUGCCCAAGCCUCCCGGCAUUCCCGUGGUGACGGAGCGCACGGCCACGAGCAUCACGCUGACCUGGGACUCAGGCAACCCUGAGCCUGUCUCCUACUACAUCAUCCAGCACAAGUCCAAGUUUUCAGAGGACACAUACAAGGAGAUCGACGGCGUGGCCACCACUCGCUACAGCGUGGGCGGCCUCAGUCCUUACUCGGACUAUGAGUUCCGGGUGCUGGCGGUGAACAACAUCGGGCGUGGGCCACCCAGCGAGGACAUCGAGGCCAAGACGGCUGAGCAAGCACCCAGCACGGCGCCCAGGCAGGUCAGGGGUCGUAUGCUCAGCUCCACCACGGCUAUUAUCCACUGGGACGAACCAGAGGAGGCCAACGGGCAAAUUAUGGGCUACCGUGUCUACUACACCAUGGACUCUGCGCAGCAAGUCAACACAUGGGAGAAGCAGAUAGUGCGUGGAUCAAACUUCCUCACCAUUCAGGGCCUCAUCCCCAACAAGACCUAUUACAUUAAGGUCCUGGCCUACACGUCUGUGGGUGAUGGACCUCUCUCUGCAGAUCUCCAGAUCAUAGCCAAGACGGGAGUCCCUUCUCAACCGACCGACUUCAAAGGGGAAGCCAAAUCUGAAACAAGCAUACUACUAUCGUGGAUAGCCCCAGCACAGACCGGACAAGACAAUCAAAUCAUGGGAUAUGAACUUCUGUACAAGAAGGGGGAUGACAAGGAGGAGAAACGCAUCAGCUUUGAGCCUACCACCACGUACCUUCUGAAGGACUUGAAGCCCUUCACUACUUAUACUUUCCAGCUAGCUGCGCGCAGUAAGCACGGUAUCGGGGCCUACACCAAUGAGAUCUCCGCAGAAACCCCUCAAACACAGCCCUCAGCUCCACCUCAGGAUAUCAAGUGUUCUAGCCCCAGCUCCACCAAUAUCCUGGUAAGUUGGCGGCCUCCUCCUACGGACUUACAGAAUGGGAUCAUAGUUAAGUAUGCCGUCCAAUACGCCGCCACUGAAGGGGAGGACACCACCACCCGAAAAAUAUCCGACAUCCCUCCAGAAAGCUCCCAGUACCUCUUGGAACACUUGGAAAAAUGGACGGAAUACCGUGUGACAGUGACUGCUCACACAGAUGUGGGUGAAGGACCUGAAAGCUUACCACAACUCAUCCGCACCGAGGAGGAUGUUCCCAGCGGCCCGCCUCGUAAAGUCGAGGUGGAGACUGUCAACUCUACGUCAAUAAAAGUAAUCUGGCGCUCGCCGAUGCCCACCAAGCAGCACGGGCAGAUCCGAGGGUACCAGGUGCACUAUGUCAGGAUGGUUAAUGGGGAGCCCAUGGGACAGCCAGCCAUCAAGGACAUCUUGAUUGACGAUGCGCAGUGGGAAUAUGAUGAUUCAACUGAACAUGAAAUGGUCAUCACAGAGCUGCAGGCUGAGACUAUGUACUCAGUUGCUGUGGCAGCCUACACGACAAAGGGAGACGGAGCUCGCAGCAAGGCCAAGCUGAUCACCACCACUGGCGCAGUACCUGAAAAACCACGACUCAUGGUCAGCCCCACCAAUAUGGGCACUGCCCUCCUCCAAUGGCACCCCCCGGCUUUAACCCACGGCCCCCUGCAGGGCUACCGCCUCCGCUUCGGCCGCAAAGAUGUCGACCCUCUGACCAUCAUUGAGUUCCCAGAGCGUGAGAACCACUACACCACCAAAGAGAUCCACAAGGGGGCAUCAUACACCUUCCGCCUGUCCACCCGUAACAAGGUGGGCUUCGGCGAGGAGACGGUCAAAGAAAUCAGCACACCUGAAGAUAUGCCUAGCGGCUUCCCACAAAGCAUUGUAGCCGAGGGCGGCACUACUACCACCAUUCAGGUGAGCUGGAAUCCACUGUUACUGGCGGAGCGCAACGGCGUUAUCGUGAAGUAUGCCCUGCAGUACAAGGACAUCAACAGCCCUCGGAGCCCCUCAGAACUCUUCAUCACCGCCCCGGAGUCCACCAUCACCCUUGACAGCCUCAAGGCAGACACCACUUACGAUAUCAAAAUGUGUGCCUUCACCAGCAAAGGCUCCGGCCCCUAUAGCCCCAGUGUCCAGUUCAGGACACAGCCCUUGGAUCAAGUGUUUGCAAAAAAUUUUCAUGUGAAAGCUGCCAUGAAGACAGCUGUGCUCCUCACCUGGGAGAUCCCAGACAACUAUAAUGCAGCUCAGCCCUUCACAAUCCUUUAUGAUGACGGCCAGAGCGUGGAGGUGGACGGCAAGCUCACUCAGAAGCUGAUCACGGGUCUGCAGCCCGAGACACAGUACUCCUUCCUGCUAACCAACCGGGGCAACAGCGCUGGCGGUCUCCAGCACCGCGUCUCCACCAUGACCGCCCCUGACAUCCUGCGCACCAAGCCCUACCUGAUUGGCAAGACCAACUUGGAUGGCAAAGUCACUGUAGAGCUACCCUCAGUCCAGACUUCAGAGAAAGUCAGGGGAUACUACAUAGUGGUGGUGCCUCUGAAGAAACAGCGCACAGGAAAGUUCCACAAACCCUGGGACAGUCCAGAUGAGAUGAACCUAGAAGAGCUGCUGAAAGAGAUUAACCGAACAAGCCGAGGCCUUCGCUUCCGGAGGCAAGCUGAGCCCAAAGCCUACAUUGCUGCCUACUUCAAAGACCUUCCCACCGACUUCACUCUGGGAGACACCAAGAUCUAUGGUGACUUUGAAAACAAGCAGCUCGCCAACGGCCAAGAGUACAUCUUCUUUGUGCUUGCUGUCCUCGAUAUCUCUGAAAAUACCAUGUAUGCCACAAGCCCCUACUCUGACCCUCUUGUGUCAGCUGACCUUGACCCCCAGCCAAUCAUUGACGAGGAGGAGGGACUUAUCUGGGUGGUGGGCCCAGUGCUCGCUGUUGUAUUCAUUAUCUGCAUCGUCAUCGCCAUCCUCCUGUACAAGAGCAGCAAACCAGACAGGAAAAGGGCAGAAUCCGAAGCUAGAAAGGGCAGUCUGCCCAACAGUAAAGAUAUGCUGUCUCAUAACCCCACCGACCCUGUGGAGCUUCGACGCAUGAACUUCCAAACGCCUGGUUCAGGUGACCCUAGUUACCCCAGUAACUUCCAUUUGUCAAGCAUGGCCAACCACCCACCAAUCCCCAUUUUGGACCUGGCCGAUCAUCUGGAGCGAUUGAAAGCCAACGACAACCUGAAGUUUUCACAAGAAUACGAGUCCAUCGACCCCGGGCAGCAGUUCACGUGGGAACACUCCAACCUGGAAGUCAACAAACCAAAGAACAGAUAUGCUAACGUGAUAGCAUACGACCACUCCAGAGUCCUGCUAUCAGCUAUUGACGGUAUCCCUGGAAGUGAUUACAUCAACUCCAACUACAUUGACGGCUACAGGAAGCAGAAUGCGUACAUCGCCACGCAGGGCUCGCUGCCUGAGACGUUUGGCGACUUCUGGAGGAUGAUCUGGGAACAGCGGAGUGCCAACAUCGUCAUGAUGACCAAGCUGGAGGAGAGAUCGAGGGUGAAAUGUGACCAGUACUGGCCCACGAGAGGGACGGAGACCUACGGCCUCAUCCAGGUGACACUUUUGGACACGGUGGAGCUGGCCACAUACUGCGUCAGGACAUUUGCACUUUAUAAAAAUGGCUCCAGUGAGAAAAGAGAGGUGAGGCAGUUCCAGUUCACGGCCUGGCCGGACCACGGGGUACCCGAGCACCCCACUCCGUUCCUGGCCUUCCUCAGACGGGUCAAAGCCUGUAAUCCCCCAGACGCAGGGCCGAUGGUGGUACAUUGCAGUGCCGGGGUGGGCCGCACGGGCUGUUUCAUCGUGAUCGACGCUAUGCUGGAGCGCAUCAAGCAUGAGAAGACAGUGGACAUCUACGGCCACGUGACGCUGAUGCGCGCCCAGCGGAACUACAUGGUGCAGACGGAGGACCAGUACGUGUUCAUCCACGACGCGCUCCAGGAAGCCGUCACAUGCGGCACCACUGAAGUGCCCGCCCGAAACCUCUACGCCUACAUCCAGAAGCUGACUGGGAUUGAGGGCGGAGAGAACGUCACGGGCAUGGAGCUGGAGUUCAAGCGUUUAGCCAACACUAAAGCCCAUACCUCGCGAUUCAUCAGUGCCAAUCUCCCCUGCAACAAGUUCAAGAACCGCCUUGUGAACAUAAUGCCAUACGAGUCCACGCGAGUGUGUCUUCAGCCAAUCCGAGGGGUGGAAGGCUCCGACUACAUCAAUGCCAGUUUCAUAGAUGGAUACAGGCAACAGAAAGCCUAUAUUGCCACGCAAGGGCCGCUAGCGGAGACGACAGAGGACUUCUGGAGGAUGCUCUGGGAGCAUAACUCCACCAUCGUAGUCAUGCUAACGAAGCUCCGAGAAAUGGGCAGGGAAAAAUGCCACCAGUAUUGGCCAGCAGAGAGGUCGGCCAGAUACCAGUACUUUGUGGUGGAUCCCAUGGCUGAGUACAACAUGCCCCAGUACAUCCUGAGAGAGUUCAAAGUGACUGACGCCAGGGACGGACAGUCACGGACGGUAAGGCAGUUUCAGUUUACAGACUGGCCCGAGCAAGGAGUGCCAAAAUCGGGAGAGGGCUUCAUCGAUUUCAUUGGCCAAGUUCAUAAAACAAAAGAACAGUUUGGCCAAGAUGGGCCUAUAUCUGUCCAUUGUAGUGCUGGUGUAGGAAGGACCGGUGUCUUCAUCACCCUCAGCAUCGUAUUAGAGCGAAUGAGGUACGAGGGCGUGGUGGAUAUCUUCCAGACAGUGAAAAUGCUCCGGACACAGAGACCGGCCAUGGUGCAGACAGAGGAUCAAUACCAGUUCUGUUAUAGAGCUGGUUUGGAAUACCUUGGAAGCUUUGACCACUAUGCAACGUAAGAGUCCCUGUCCCGGAGGAAAAGCAGAAGGCCCUUGGACAACCCCAGCGAGCCUCUCUUCUGAGCCAUAAUUUCCUGCUUGAGAAAGUACUUCUUAACUCCUAACUAAAGACUCAAUUUAGGCCGAGAUUCAAUCAGAUCAAGUGUUAACCGGCGAUAGCAGACACCCGCAUAGCAGAUGUUUUGGCAGUGUUGGAGGUGGAACUGCAUUGGAGUGUCAAAUCGGUGAGCAGCUGCUCUUGCGAUCCUUGUCAUGAAGUCACACCCACCCCACUCACAUUAGAAGUUCAGAGCCAGAAAGUGUAGGCCAUAUGGAAUUAAUUACACUCAAAUAGAAAAAUCAUUAAAGGAAAUAAUGUUUCUAUCAUCAAAAUGGAGGUGUAGAUUUCAUCUCACAUUCCAGUGUUCCAACUUGUAAAACAUACAGGCCAUGGCAAUACGCACUUUAGGUGUAAUGCCGGGAGCCACCUGUGGAUUUGACAGCUCUAACGCAGUUCCACCUCCAACACCGUCAAAACAACCACUACACGGAUGUCGGCUAAAGCGGAUCUGAUUGAAUAGAGCCCUAAGUGUUAGAUGUGAGACACAAAAAUGUCAAAAAAAUCAUAAAGAUUAUUCCUGGAGGACCAAGUGUUUCCCAAAACCCAUGGAACUCAUCCUGACACGGGAAACCGAGAGGGAAUCCUGACUGUUGAAGCAUCUUAUGGAAUUAUUUUUUUUCUGUUGCUUCAAGGAUUCGUCUUGGGUUAAAAAAAAAACUGAAAGAAACACAAACAAAAUAAUAACACAACGUACUAUUACAUCGACAAGUAAUGCAUCAUAUUACGAACCACAAGAGAGAGAAAUGGAGGCACACAGAAUGGCUUAAAACUUGAUACACAUUGUAAAGAGACAUUUCUGUUCCACAAUCAAACGACACAGAGACAUCUAUCCUUUGAAAAAGAAGACACCAGUGCUUGGUCCACUAUGAAAAAAAUACCCCGUUUCCUGUCGCAACGUUCAUCAUUUAAAGAAUUGGGGGGGAAAGGGGGAAUGUUUAAAGAUAUAUGAAACAAAUAAAACCUAUUGAUUUAGUUUUUUAGUACUUUACUAUACAGUUGAUAUGUGCUUUAUUUUAAACUGUGUGAAAUUUGAUUUCCUUUUUUUAACAAAACGUAUCACUCGACAAAGUGAAUCAAACAAAGUAUUUGCGUAAUCGUUCACUUUUCUCUUCCGAGUUGUAUUUUUUUAAGCUGUAGAGCUGUUCUAAUGUAUGCACCGUCAUGCAGAGAAAAGUCUUUGCUCUUUUACUUUUUCUUGCAAAUUUUGGGGGUUUGUUUGUCUCAAUAUGUGCAGUCCUGUAUUCACACUACCAAAUGUUGACUUUGCUACAGUUUUUUUUGAGUUUUGUCUUAUUUGUCCAAUAUCGGAUACACAAUAACUUACUUACACACUCAUGCGAUAAACUGCGGGCUUUGUGGAAUCAACAGGGAUGAGCAAAGUAUGAAGUUGCUGCUACCGAUUAUCUUAGUUCUUCCAUGUUAGAAUGAAGGUAAAGAUGAGCACCUGAUGGAUAAGAUACGUGAUAUAUAGUUAUUUAUGGUAUAUAGAAGAUGACAGAUAUGAAUGAUAUAUUCAUUAUAAUAUGAUCAUGGCCUAUUAACAUAUGUCUACUGAAAUAAAGUACAUAUAUAAAACGAAUGGAUUGUAUAUGAAAGCGUCCAUAAUGAGAUGUCUAUACUUUGGGGGAAAUUAAAAGAUUUUUCACUGGAAUGCACAUCAGUAGGACAAAAUGUAUUCAGUGCAUAUUUUCUUGUGCAAUAAAUAGGUGUAUUAUGAAUAGGGUUCAUGUGGAUACUUUGUUAGUCAUGACAUUGUUGUGGUGAGGCAUGUAGGUGGGGAAGGUGUCACUCGACGUAUCACCAGUGCAUUUAGAUAUGCUCAGAAAGUUUGUAGUUCCAUAGCAGGGGGUCGCUUAGACUAAGUCAAUGUUCCACACACUAGGACAAGGUACAAAGACGUCACUUUCUUCUUGAGGUGUUAAAACGCUCAACAGCGUAACAUGUUUUCAUUUUGCAUUUAGAGUGCCUUAUAUUUCUGUCAGUUUUUUUAUAACGUUCAUUUAACACAUUAUUGUAAUAUUUGAGUAGUCCAUGCAUAUAGUUCAUAUAACUGUACAUUUAAUUUCUAUCUUAAGUAUUCAUUUGUUACAUAAUAUGAAAUUAUAUAUGCAAAUACGUACAUGGCAAGGCUUUCUAUUUUCAGUCCUUCUUGUGGCUCAGUGAAAAUAAUUGUUAAAAAAAUAGCAGAGCAUUCUAUGGGAACGAGACCGAUGUUUACCCCCCCCCAUUCGCAUUGUCCUUUUGUUCUCAUUUCAAGUUCUUAAAUCUAUAAAAAGAUCCAGCACUUAAUUGGGAUAGAUGUAUAUUCAAAGAGAGGCAACCAGUCCAUGUGCAUUUUAAACAAACUAGGACUAUUAAGAAUGUUAGGAAAAUUAAGGGAGUCAAAGCCAAAUGCCUGUUGUCGACAAAGACAUGCAUCAUGGGACAAUUAGCGGAGUCCAUGAGCUUUUACUGACCUUAACAGUGAAAAGCAUUUUCUCUAUUUCCAAUGAGUCAAACGGACUCCAGCAAACGGACACAGUGUAUAGUAUAUAGACACUCAGCCAAAGGAUCCCUUCACUAGGCCUCAGGCUGGAAAGUAUUAGACUGAUACAUGUAUUUGCAAUUAUAAACAGUUGCAGAAAUAUACAAACUGUUGGAACAGUUAGUUACAAAUCUGACAGUACUUAAUUGUGUUUUACUGCUAGUGCGGAAGAUGUACAGUACCAGUCGGAGUUUGGACACACCUACUCAUUCAAGGUUUUUCUUUAUUUGUAUUAUUUUCUACAUUGUAGAAUAAUAGUGAAGACAUCAACACUAUGAAAUAACACAUAUGGAAUCAUGUAGUAUCCCAAAAAUUGUUAAAGAAAUCAAAAUAUAUUUUAGAUUCUUCAAAGUAGCCACCCUUUGCCUUGAUGACAGCUUUGCACACGCUUGACAUUCUCUCAACCAGCUUCACCUGGAAUGCAUUUUCAAAAGUCUUGAAGAAGUUCCCACAUAUGCUGAGCACUUGUUGGCUGCUUUUCCUUCACUCUGCGGUCCAACUCAUCCCAAACCAUCUCAAUUGGGUUGAGGUCGGGUGAUUGUGGAGGUCAGGUCAUCAGAUGCAGGACUACAUCAUUCUCAUUCUUGUUUAAAUAGCCCUUACACUGCCUGGAGGUGUGUUGGGUCAUUGUCCUGUUAAAAAAAAAUCUCUACAGAAUGCUGUGGUAGCCAUGCUGGUUAAGUGUGCCUUGAAUUCUAGAUAAAUCACAGACAGUGUCACCAACAAAGCAGCCCCACACCAUCACACCUCCUCCUCCCUGCUUCACGGUGGGAACCACACAGGUGGACAUCAUCCAUUCACCUAUUCUGUGUCUCACAAAGACACAGCUGUUGGAACUAAAAAUAUAAAAUUUGGACACAUCAGACCCAAGGACAGAUUUCCACCGGUCUAAUGUUCAUUGCUCAUGAUUCUUGGUGCAAGCAAGUCUCUUCUUCUAGUUGGUAUCCUUUAGUGGUGGUUUCUUUGCAGCAAUUCGAACAUGAAGGCCUGAUUCACACAGGCUCCUCUGAAUAGUUGAUAUUGAGAUGUGUCUGUUUCUUGACCUCUGUGAAGCAUUUAUUUGGGCUGCAAUUUCUGUGGCUGGUAACUCUAAUGAAUGUAUCCUCUGCAGCAGAGGUAACUCUGGGUCUUCCUUUCUUGUGGUGGUAGAGAUAGUUUCAUCAUAGUGCUUGAUGGUUUUUGCCACUGCACUUGAAGAAACUUCAAAGUUCUUGAAAUGUUUUCUCUUUGCAUAUUUGAGCUGUUCAUGCCAUAAUAUGGACUUGGUAUUUUACCAUAUAGGGCUAUCUUCUGUAUGCCACCUCUACCUUGUCACAACACAACUAAUUGGCUCAAACACAUUAAGAAGGAAAGAAAUUCCACAAAUGAACUUUUAACAAGGUACACCUGUUAAUUGAAAUGCAUUCCAGGUGACUACCUCAUGAAGCUGGUUGAGAGAAUGCCAAAGUGUGCAAAGCUGUCAUAAAAGCAAGGAGUGGCUACUUUAAAGAGUUUAUUUAACACUUUUUUUGGUUACUAGAUGAGUCCAUAUGUGUUAUUUCAUAGAUUUGAUGUCUUCAAUAUUUUUUCUAAAAUGUAGAAAAUAGUAAGAAUAUAGAAAAACCCUGGAAUGAGUUGGUGUAUCCAACAUUUUUAUUAUUACGUUUUUUGGGUUGAGGACACAACAUAUCAUUUUAACCCCACAUUUAUUUGACCCUCGUGCUCUUUGAUGGCUUUGUGGAUGUGCAUUCCAGGUGCUUUCUUUCCCUUUUUAUUUCAAGCAGCUAAAUUGUUUAGUUUUUUUUUUUAAAUUAGGUGCUUUUUUUCAACUCUUGUCAUAACCGUAUAAAAGUGCUAUUAUUAUUUAACCUCGAUGCCAUAUUGUAUGUACUUAGUUCAAGAGUCUGUGCACAUGAACUGAUCCACAACUUUCAUUUUGUUUUCCCAUCUUGAUUUUUUUUAUUUCAAUUAUGCAUGGUGAAACAUUGCAGAAUGGCUGCAGCCGGCCUAAUAGGAAGAAUUGCACUUUCUUUAUCUUUGUACUAUGCACUGCCCUAUUGAUUCUGAACCCAAUAAUAUAUUACUUGAACCCAUCUGUAAGAAUCUCCUUCAACGUUCACUUUGUGUGUAUGUAAAUAACACAUAAAAAGGAUCGACUUUGAAAAAGACAAAAAAAAAGUUUGUGGCAAAAAAAGCAUCAGUGAUUAUUCCAGAAGACAACUUUCAGAAAUUUGUCCCAACCAUCUGUUAUUAACUAACGUGGCUUCGCCAUUCAAGCUUGGAGUGUCAUUACAGAAAUAAACGUUGUGUUCUCUUUGCUCUCUCUAUCUAUCUCUCGUCUGGAUGCAUAGACUGAAAUUAAUUCAUGAAAUUGUAAAAAAAAAAGGCUUGUUAAAAAGAAUCAUACAAUUACCUCUUAUUAGUUGUAAGUGUAAACCGUUUUUUUUUCUGAAUGAAAGAAGUGCUUUUUAUUUUCUUAAUUAGGUUACAUUGGUGGCGAAAGAAGUCUGUAUGAAAAUCAGUUCUUUGCUGACACAAGUUCCAUUUGUUAUAAAUGAAUUCUAUUAAAAAAGUCAGUGUUAUGCA
Molecule: messenger RNA, 11399 nt
Organism: Oncorhynchus keta (chum salmon)
Lineage: Eukaryota; Metazoa; Chordata; Actinopteri; Salmoniformes; Salmonidae
Product: receptor-type tyrosine-protein phosphatase delta-like
Exons: 35
Coding region: 418-6210 (1930 amino acids)
Biological process (GO): protein dephosphorylation
Molecular function (GO): protein tyrosine phosphatase activity; protein binding
Source: RefSeq, a predicted model, not a curated record